Molecule: messenger RNA, 1920 nt
Organism: Branchiostoma floridae (Florida lancelet)
Lineage: Eukaryota; Metazoa; Chordata; Leptocardii; Amphioxiformes; Branchiostomatidae
Exons: 2
Coding region: 316-1296 (326 amino acids)
Source: RefSeq, a predicted model, not a curated record
UUAGUAUUUGUGUUGUUACCAUGUUAGAACAAACAGACUUCUUUUCCAAACAAAUUUGUCGGACGACCCCAGGUCUUGUUCGGGCGGCCCUGAGUGCUCUUGACUCUAAACGUUACGUACUUAUGGAACAAAGCUCCGGGUCAUUUUACUAACCUACUUAAUGUUGUGUCCUUGCCAUGAUGUAUGACCUAUUUUUUCCGCCAGGUCCUUAAGUUUUCAUCAAAGUAAAUUGACUAAAUUGGAUCUCCAUUCCAUUUACUCGCCUUUCACGGGUUCAGUGCCCAUCUUGAUUUGUCGUUGCCAUGGUAACACAAAAUGGCUGAUGCUGUUGCUAUGGUGACAUUUUCAGGACCGAUCCACGUGAGUGGGGUUUUCCGUCGGACUACGGGGAAACCGCCGGUCACCAUGGGCGUGCUGUCGGGCAUCAGCGUCGGUGUAGCGGCUUUCCUGAUCUCAGCGCUGUUCCUGCAGACGAUAGUUGCUCAGGAGGUGACCUACGCGGGCCACCAGGAGGAUAACCGGUGCAUCUGCACGUUCAUCCCGCCGUACCAGCCAGCGGACCACCCUACCGACCACCAGCAGCAGUCGCCCGCCCCCGACCCCUGCCCGCCGCCCCGAGCUGACCCGGACGUGGCGUCCCUUCGUACCAACCUCGCCGUCGUACAGUCGCACCAGCUGGCCAACCGCGAGCAGCUCAACUCGCAGGCUUCGCGGCUGCACAACCUGACGUCCCGGCUGUUUCAGAUGGAGGACCGCAUGCACGGGACGGAGCGCGUCCAGAGGUCCUGGGACGCCCGCACGGCGACGGUUCAGCAGUCCGCCUCGGAGAUGCGCCGCCUCAUCAGCCGACAACAGGACACCAUCAUGUUCCUACGGGCCCGCCUGGAUACCAUGUUCCAAGAGAUGUCCCAGAUGCGGGACUUGAACCAGAGGAUGAUGUUAGAGAUCCAGGAUGAAGCCGAGAAGAGCGAGAAGAACCGGGACAAGCUCCACAAACUUAGCAGGCGACAAGAAAAGACGGAGGGCGAGGUCAGGGAGUUUCUCUGGGCCAUCAGUCAGGUCAUGUCCUCCCUAAAGGAAAACGAGAGAAGGAAACUAGCCAAGAUGUCCAAGCAGAGGCCCUUGGCUCCUAUGAUGGAGGAUAAGACGACUCCCGAGCCGACGGAGUCUCCGUGGGUGCCUAUCAGGACUUCCCCGGCUUGGGAGGAGUCUGUACCGACGCCCAAGCCGAGAAGACGGUCGCUGAAAGUUCGGCAUGACAGCCGUGCGGGCCACGGUCACUGGUGGCAGAAAUAAGCCUCGGGAGCCUGAUAUUUGAGGCUAGUUUUGACUGAACAUUAGGUAGUUGGUGUAUAUGGAUAUCAAAACUCUGCGUGUUUUUAUGAAGAGCCCAUUUCAUCAAGAAAUGUAAUUCGUAAGAAGCAGAAAUGGACAUGAAGACUUCACCUUGCUAGUUUUGACUGAAUAUUGUUGGUGCAUAUGAAUAUCAAGACUCUCUCUCUCUCCGUGUACAUUUAUCAGUCUUUUUUCAUGAAGAGCACAUUUGAUGUAUGUAACAGAAAUGUACAUGAAGACUUCACCUUGCAAACGACACGUGCGAAAAUCAUUUCAGUUGGUCCAAAAACAUGACUUCCCGCCAACCACAAACCCGUAACAUCCGUGUCACAGACCAGGGACCCACAAAAAACUUCUAAACCUGCAACACGAAUCAACAAAGGUAACGCUUCAGGCCUGCUAUAGCUGUUUUCUGUAGAAGAGAGUCCUGGGGGAGUUUGGUACAUUUUACGCUGCUGCAAGGUUGGUGGGAAAAUGUGCUAAGGGUCAAGACGAGAGGGCGACCUGUGACUCCCCUCUGCGCAGAGGGAACGGAGUAUCAAAACAACACCGGGUGUUCUGUCAGCAAGGUUGUCCGGUCACAUA